Molecule: messenger RNA, 4703 nt
Organism: Fundulus heteroclitus (mummichog)
Lineage: Eukaryota; Metazoa; Chordata; Actinopteri; Cyprinodontiformes; Fundulidae
Gene: tlr9
Product: toll-like receptor 9
Exons: 3
Coding region: 53-3232 (1059 amino acids)
Biological process (GO): positive regulation of interleukin-6 production; toll-like receptor signaling pathway; defense response to virus
Cellular component (GO): plasma membrane
Molecular function (GO): protein binding; pattern recognition receptor activity
Source: RefSeq, a predicted model, not a curated record
GAUCGGUCAAUUUCCCUCGAGCUGUUAAUUUAAGAUCUAUUCUAAAUCUGAUAUGGCCCUGGAUAAAAUUCUACUCAUCGUGAGCCAGUUUCUGCUAUAUGGAAACACAAUCAAUGUCAAGUUUUUUCCAUGCGAUGCUGAUGUGAAUUCCACCACAGUGGACUGCUCCGACAGACCUAUCAAGCACGUCCCGUUCAUUAAGGCUACAUCUGUGUUGUCGGUCAACUUGAGUGGGACUAAGAUACAAGCAGUGAUGAAUCACGCUUUUGCUGGCGUCCCAAAUCUUGGCGUUCUGAAAAUAAUAGGCAAUUGUCAACCAGGUCAGCUAAGACUCCCUAAGCAGCAAGGGUGCAAAAUGGAAAUUGAGCCCUAUGCCUUCAAGGACCUUAAGAACCUUACAUAUCUCUAUCUGUCAGGAAACAGCCUGACAUCUAUACCACGAUUACCUGAAAACUUGCUGUUUCUUGAUUUACAGUACAAUUGUAUCUUCAACAUAUUUGCCCCUUUAAGUGCUCCAAACCUUGAGACGUUGUUGCUUUCCAAGAACUGCUUUUACGCCAACCCCUGCAACCAGUCUUUUUACAUAAAUGCAACAGUUUUUAAAGAGCUGCCUAAACUCAAAAACCUUACACUAGGGUAUGAUAAUGUAACUGCUGUCCCUAAAGAACUACCACGCUCGCUGAAGGCGCUAGAUUUAAGAGAGAAUACAAUCACAGAGGUCCUACCAGGAGCGUUUGCCAACCUGACCGCCCUCGAGUAUCUGAAUUUAGAGUGGAACUGUCAGCGCUGUGACCAUGCAGCAAGGCCCUGCUUUCCUUGCCCACAAAAUCGCCCACUCCAGUUGCAUCCAAACUCGCUGUAUUCUGAAAACAGCUCCAUCACUUUUCUGAGCUUAAGGGGAAAUUCUCUAAAGACAUUUCCAGACGGCCUUUUUCGGUCGUUGAAGAAUUUAAAAGGACUGGACAUCUCAGACAAUCUCCUGGCAUUUUCUAUACAAAAUGGCACCUUUUUUAGAGAGCUGACAGGCCUCACUUGGAUCAGCCUCAUCUAUAACUAUGAACCACUAAAGACUUUUCGAAAACUGGAUCUCUCUCCAUAUAUUGGAAACAUAUCUGGUCUGCAAUAUCUUUUGCUGAGUGGAAAUUUUUUUCAUACUAUUUCAGAAGAAGGUUUUGAUGUUUUGUCUAAACUCAAAAAUCUAACAAAACUAGAACUGAGGAUGAACUUUAUUAGUUCAUGCAAUCUGACUUCUUUGAAUCAGCUGCCUUCUCUCACUGCUAUUGACCUCUCCCAAAACGUGUUGAAUUUCCUUCCAUGCUGUUCUGGGUUUUCUAGAACUGUGGCAACAGACAGCUGUCAGAAUCAGAACAUAUAUCCAGGUCAUUUCCAAGACACACCUCCUUUAAUACCAGACAGACAAGCAACAACUAGAAGCAACAUUUGGGAAUCUGACCAAUCUAACGUGCCAGAAACAACGGAAGGCAGUGAGUGUGGCAUGACAUCCUUAUUGAGCUUUAAAAAUAGGUAUUGUAGACAUAAACUAACUUUUGACCUUUCUCAGAAUGAAAUCUCUAUACUUAAUAAAAAAGUGUUUUUAGGCAUGGAAAAUGCAGUUUGUUUAGACCUUUCUUACAACUACAUGAGCCAGACAUUGAGGGGUGGGCUGUUCAACAACAUGACAAAUUUAGUCUUUCUCAACAUGUCCUUCAAUAGGCUUGACCUUUAUCACAAAGAGGCUUUCAGUGAACUUCAAUCCACACUCAAGGUAUUGGAUGUCAGUAACAAUGACUUUCACUUCAAGAUGAGAGGCAUGGGCCACCGUUUGGAGUUUCUUCAAAAUCUGACUAACCUGGAAGUGCUGAGUCUAGCUAACAAUGGGAUCGGGAUGCGGAUAGAUCAAAGGCUGAUCAGCAGGUCCUUGCAGUACCUCUACUUCAAUGGUAAUCAUCUGGACAUCAUGUGGAACGCUGACUUCAACAAAUACACCCAUUUCUUUCAGAACCUAACAACGUUGAAAUUCUUGGACAUCUCCAGCAAUAACCUAAAGUCUGUGUCAGCAGAAGUGCUGUCCAACCUCCCAGCAAGCCUUCAGAGCCUCCGCAUCAGCAGCAAUUCCCUGAAGAGUUUUCCCUGGCAAAACAUUACAGCUCUGAGCAGUUUAUGUCACCUGGAUCUAAGCCACAACAGCCUGAAUAAUUUGGUUCCACAGGAAAUACAAUUUGGAGACCAUUUUUCCUUUCUGGACCUGAGUCACAAUCAUCUUACCUCGAUUCCUGACAGUUUCUUUAAUAAAGCAAAGUCUUUGCAGCAUCUCUACCUCAGUCACAAUCAGAUCAAAGAAUUGAACCAUCAGCAACUCCCUGCGCCCUUUCGAAAUGGCAGUGCCCUUCAGAAACUCACCCUGCAUGAGAACCCCUUUAAAUGUGACUGUAACACUUCAUGGUUUGCUGUGUACUUGCGGACUACCCCAGUAAACAUUCCUUAUCUGACAACACGAGUGCGCUGUGAAUACCCAGAGUCUCAACAAGGUGUGAUUCUUCUGUCCAUAGACCAACAUUCCUGCCAGGACAUAUAUGGCAGCUUAGCCUUCCUCAUCUCUUCCUUCUUAGCUGUGACAUUUACCGUUCUUCCUCUGCUGAAGCAUCUCUAUGGGUGGGAUGUGUGGUACCUCUUGCAGGUACUGUGGGCAGGACUGAAAGGCUACUCCCAGCUGCAUGGUGUUGAUUCGGAUCAUCACUAUGAUGCUUUUGUGGUGUUUGACACCAGAAAUCCUGCUGUGAGGGACUGGGUUUAUAAUGAGCUGACUGUUAAUUUGGAAGACUCUGGCCACAGAAGAUUUUCUCUCUGCUUGGAAGAGAGGGACUGGAUACCUGGGCUUUCAUGUAUCGAUAAUCUACACAGCGCUGUUCACAGCAGCGUGAAGACAGUGUUUGUACUCUCCAGGAGUUCGAAUGGAACCGAGAUGGUCAACGGUGUGAUCCGACAGGCUUUCUUCAUGGUUCAGCAGAGGCUUCUCGACGAGAAGGUUGAUGCAGCUGUUCUUGUUCUUUUGGACGAAAUGUUUCCGAAACUGAAAUACCUUCAACUGAGAAAGAGACUGUGCAGGAAGUCUGUGCUGACCUGGCCAAGAAACCCAAAAGCUCAACCCCUUUUUUGGAACCAGAUGAGAAUGGCACUGUCAUCAGAUAACCUUAAAUUUUAUGACACUAACAUGAGUGAAAGUUUUAUAUGACCGUUGGUUAACUAAAAGAGUUAAUGUCCUGGAAAAUAAAAUUUGCCCCCUUCGGGAUUUUCUCUGUUUUAGCUUUUUAGUCACACAAAUGUUUCAGAUCAUUAAACUAAUUUUAAUAUCAAACAAAGAUACUAUGGGUAAAUGAAUAAUAAAAAAAAGUUCAGUUAUUGAUGAAGAAGGUGAUGAAGACAAACCUGUUACUAAAUGAAAAAAAUAUUUUCCCCUAAACCUAAAAUCUGGUUGUGUCAGCCUAUUCAGCAACGACUGGGGUCAAGCAUUUGAAAUAACGUAUAAUGACUUUUUAAAUCUCUGUAGAUGGAAUUGUAUCCAAUGUCUUUUGUAGAAUUGUUUGAUUUUGCCACAUUAGAGGUUUCAAGAAUGAAUUCCUUAUUUAAGGUCAUCCCACAAUGUGUCAAUUGGAUGUAUGUCCAGACUUUGACUGGGCCACUCCAAAGCCUUCAUUAAGUUUAUUAUUAUUAUUAUUUUUUUUUUUUCAUUUUAUUUUAAUAAGCAAUCUAGAGGUGGGCUUUCUGGUGUACUAAACAUUAUUGUUCCGCCAACUAGCCUUAGUUUGCUUGAAACAUAUUCCUUCAGGAUUUUCUCUUAGAGAGCAGAGUUUAUGGUUUCAUCAAUUAUGUCCUCCAGGUCUUGAAAAAGGCAAAGCAGCUCCAUCACACCACAUCUAUCAUGUGUGACAUGUUUUAUAAUGUAAUAUUCUUUUUCUAGAAUACUGUAUAUUUUUUCCAAUUUUUUUAAUUUUUUUUGGUCAGACCACAGAAUCUUUUUCCAAAGUCAUAUAAUAGAAUAAAGAUGUUUUUGGUAAAUGAUCAGAUCUGUUUUAAUUUUUUUGCACUCAUUAAAUUAAAUCUCAAUUUCAAAAUUGGCUUUUUUAUUCACUAAGAUUUGUUUUGUUGGAUAUAAUAAUGUGAUUUGGUGAAGUGUGACAACAAUAGUAAUAAUCAAAUAAUUUUGUAAAGGAGCAAAUACUUUUUCACAGCACAGUAUUGUAGAAUUCAUACAUUUCUAUCUGACUUCAUUUUUGACAAACUGACCGUUUCAUUAAUGUUGUUUUGUUUAUUUUACUUGUAUGUAUUUAAGGUUUUGGAACUCAGCUCAGCUGCACAGAAAAACGGUUUAUUCCUUGUAACGGUUUUGAGUUGUCAUGGAAGGCUGAACACAGGUGUGAUUGCGUAGUUUAGGUAAAUCAUAGAAUUAUAAACCUACACAAAUAAAUAGACAUGUUUAUCACCCUAUACCUCAGUUUUAUUUAAGACAUCUAAGCUUUGUUUGUAGUAACAAGUCUGUAUCUCUGCUGUAAUGUUAAAUGUUUAAAGCUAUUCUGAUUCACUAAAAAUUCCAAUCUUAUGGUUUCUGGUUUUUAUUACUUUCAUUGAUUUAUAUCUAAUCUUACUGAACAUGGGUUGAAGAACAAGUGCUGUGGAUGUAAUUAAAGUUCAGUUAUUAUACUGUA